AUAUAUUUUAUUUUUUGAAGUAUAUUUUAUUAAUUUGUAGCAAUAUUUAAUCUCAGGUGGAACAUGUGGUUAUGGAAACUAUGGAAAUUAUAUGAAUAAUGUGCGGGUCACUGCAGUCUCCUCCAAGCUCUACAACAAUGGAGCUGGUUGUGGUGCAUGCUAUCACGUAACAUGCAAGGAGAAGCCAGUAUGUGUUUCCUGGUUCAAUGGAACAUGCAGCAGGGUGGAGACAAUAUGCAGUUUCAGUGGAACAAAGCUAAUGGUGACUGACAAUAGAGAAGGUCCAGUUGGAACUGACUUCAUUAUACCUUAUACAAACUUUGGUUCAUUGGCUGUUCAUCCUGGUGUAGCUUAUUAUGUGUAUGCAAAAGGAGUGGUUGAUGUAAAUUACAGAAGAGUUUCUUGCACCAACAACAAUAAUGGUAUCAUUAAUCUAGCACUCGAGGUCGAUGAACAUACUAAUUAUCCUGCCUACAUUGCCUUUGUUCCAAUUACUUAUCAAGGAGGUCUCACUGAUAUCUUGGCUAUCGAAAUCUAUGAGGAAAAAUGCAACAAAUGGAUAGAAAUGAGGAGGGCAUAUGGAGCUGUGUUUGACAUGGCUAACCCACCAAGUGGACCACUAAUACUAAGGAUUCAAGUGACUGAUCAUGAUGGCAGCAUCACCAAAUGGGUGCAGUCCAAAAAGGCUAUCAUCCCUUCAUACUGGAAGCCUGGAACUAUUAUUCAAACUGACAUUCAACUUUCUUGAUGUACAAUAUAAGUAGUUAAUAUUCCAAAACAUGAAAUAAUUGAUUACUAAUUGGCCAUCUCUAAUUAGCUAUAUAAAUGGAGAUGACCUAAUAAAGUUUAUGUAAUUCGUCAGCGUUAAUGUUAUUUUGUUACAGUUUUAA
Capsicum annuum is the source of this 890-nucleotide messenger RNA. Its product is annotated as expansin-like B1. NCBI's taxonomy places the organism in Eukaryota, Viridiplantae, Streptophyta, Magnoliopsida, Solanales, Solanaceae. The record is from RefSeq and is a predicted model, not a curated record. Bases 92 to 748 code for a protein of 218 amino acids. Gene Ontology annotation, cellular component: extracellular region. The transcript has 3 exons.